This is a messenger RNA of Myripristis murdjan (pinecone soldierfish), 1872 nucleotides long. RefSeq names its product COP9 signalosome subunit 2 (gene cops2). The coding region runs from base 171 to 1502 and encodes 443 amino acids. NCBI's taxonomy places the organism in Eukaryota, Metazoa, Chordata, Actinopteri, Holocentriformes, Holocentridae. The record is from RefSeq and is a predicted model, not a curated record. Gene Ontology annotation, molecular function: protein binding. The transcript is spliced from 13 exons.
GGCUGUUAGAGCAGCCUCCCUGUCUGGGCUGAUGCAACAGCGCCAUCUACGGUCAGCAGCGGAGCGUCUGCCGCUGGCCGCCGCGGACAGCACCACCUCACCACCACAGCAAAACACAGCACAGGCCGGGCUAGUCAGCGUCUGGGAGAAAGAGGAGGAAUACCACCAAGAUGUCUGACAUGGAGGAUGAUUUCAUGUGCGACGAUGAAGAGGAUUACGACCUGGAAUACUCAGAAGACAGCAACUCAGAGCCCAAUGUGGAUCUGGAGAAUCAGUACUACAACUCCAAAGCCCUGAAGGAGGAUGACCCCAAAGCAGCGCUCAGCAGUUUCCAAAAGGUUUUGGAAUUGGAGGGAGAGAAGGGAGAAUGGGGAUUCAAAGCACUGAAACAGAUGAUAAAAAUCAACUUCAAACUGACCAACUUCCCAGAGAUGAUGAACAGAUACAAGCAGUUGCUAACGUACAUCAGGAGCGCAGUCACCAGAAACUACUCAGAAAAGUCCAUCAACUCCAUUCUUGACUAUAUCUCCACUUCUAAACAGAUGGACUUGCUACAGGAGUUCUAUGAAACCACACUGGAGGCUUUGAAAGAUGCCAAAAACGACAGAUUAUGGUUCAAAACUAACACAAAGUUGGGAAAGCUGUAUCUGGAGAGAGAAGAGUAUGGAAAACUGCAGAAGAUCCUCAGGCAGCUGCAUCAGUCAUGUCAGACGGAUGAUGGAGAGGAUGACCUGAAGAAAGGCACACAGCUGUUGGAGAUCUACGCCCUGGAGAUCCAGAUGUACACAGCACAAAAAAACAACAAGAAAUUGAAGGCCCUGUAUGAGCAGUCUCUUCAUAUUAAAUCUGCCAUUCCUCACCCGCUUAUCAUGGGAGUCAUCAGAGAGUGUGGUGGGAAGAUGCAUCUGAGAGAGGGUGAGUUUGAGAAGGCUCACACAGACUUCUUUGAGGCCUUUAAAAACUACGACGAGUCUGGAAGCCCGAGGAGGACCACAUGCCUGAAGUAUCUGGUCCUAGCCAACAUGCUGAUGAAGUCAGGGAUCAAUCCUUUUGACUCUCAGGAGGCCAAACCAUACAAGAAUGAUCCCGAGAUCUUAGCAAUGACAAACUUAGUAAGCGCCUACCAGAAUAAUGACAUCACUGAAUUUGAGAAAAUCUUGAAAACAAACCACAGUAACAUAAUGGAUGACCCCUUCAUUCGAGAGCACAUAGAGGAGCUCCUACGGAAUAUUAGAACUCAAGUACUUAUAAAACUCAUCAAACCAUACACAAGAAUACACAUCCCCUUCAUUUCUAAGGAGCUGAACAUUGAUGUGUGUGAUGUCGAAAGUUUGCUGGUGCAAUGCAUCUUGGAUAACACAAUCCAUGGCCGCAUUGAUCAAGUCAACCAGCUCCUAGAACUGGACUACCAGAAGAGAGGAGGGGCCCGCUACACAGCUUUAGACAAAUGGACGAAUCAGCUCAACUCACUCAACCAAGCUAUUGUUAGCAAACUCACAUGAUGGCAUGUAAAAUCAAGAGACAAGGAAAUGGCAUGUUUGAAUGCAUCCAUACAAUAUGCUACUGUGCUUCUUCCAGUAUACCUUAUGAGAUGAGAUACACAGCACAGGUUUUGAGAAUUCCACCAAUGUCAAGAAGAAACAAUCUUCAAGGCCCCCUAAGAGCGUGUUGAAAGUGUUGUUUUUUUUUGUCUGGUGAGAGGAAAACACUGACAGAGUUAUGCUUCUGUUGUAGCUGAUUGGCAAACCCUUUCAUAUGCAGCACACAAAUGCUUCAGUUGUUUAAAAAAAUGUCUCAAUGUGUAUGAAAACUUGUAUACAGUAUUCAUUGUAUACUGUUGCUUGGUGGUAAUAAACACAGAUCCUCUCAGCA